Molecule: messenger RNA, 4506 nt
Organism: Oryza sativa Japonica Group (Japanese rice)
Lineage: Eukaryota; Viridiplantae; Streptophyta; Magnoliopsida; Poales; Poaceae
Cellular component (GO): Ino80 complex
Source: RefSeq, a predicted model, not a curated record
CUCCCCCUCCCCCCGACUCACUCGCCCAUCUCAUCUCAUCUCAUCUCAUAUCUCAUCUCUCUCUCCCCUUUUUUGCGCCCCGCCCCCUCGCAUCCUCCGUAUUCCCUCAUCCGGGACUCCCGCGGCCGCAUCCGACGGCGCCCCGCCCCUCCACGUCGCCGUCGUCUUCCUCCCCCUCUCGCCCACUAUUUAUCCGCGGCUUCCUCCUCUCUUCUCCCUCCCCCUCCUCUCCCCACCGCCGCUCUAGGGUUAGGGUUUCGUGUUUCGUCCCGCCGCCGGGUUCCCGCGAUUCUGGUGCGAGGUGAGGCCAUGGCGAUCGUGAGGAGCAGUGGCGGCGGCAGGGUCCCCAGGCUUGAUGGGGAGGCCUCGCCGGAUGCCACGGAGGAGGAGGAGGAGGAGGAGGAGUCACCUGCGACGCCGUCGCAGGAGUCCGAUGCGGGCGACUUCUCGGGCGGGGAGGAGAACGGCGGCGAUGUUGGGAUGGAGGAGGAGGAGGAGGAGGAUGACGAGGUUGAGGAGGAGGAGGAAGACGAGGAGGACUCUGGGAUGGGGUCCGACGAGCUGGAGAUCACGGAGCUCGGGGAGGCAGGGUCCGAGAUGUGCCAGGUUGGGGACCAGAGUGUUGCCGUGCCGCUCGAGCUCUACGACCUUGCCGGAUUGGGCGACGUGCUCUCGCUCGACGCGUGGAACACCCUGCUGUCCGAGGAGGAGCGGCAACGCCUCGCCGCUCUGCUGCCUGACAUGGAUCAGGAGACCUUUGCGCGCACGCUUGCCGAGCUACUUAGGGGAGACAACUUCCACUUCGGGAGUCCCCUUGCUGCCCUCUUCGACAGGCUCAAAGGAGGCCUAUGUGACCCAAGGAUUGCUCUUUAUCGCCGCGGUACCCGCUUUGCAGAGCGGCGGAAGCAUUACUACAGGCUGCAAAGCUACCACAAUUCCAUGGUCCGGGGUCUCUGGGACGUAAAGGACUGUUGGAAGGGUUGCCAGGGGUACAACAUUAACGAGAAGCUAAGGGCACUGGAUGCCAUGAAAGCACAGCAACAGCAGCAGCAGCAGCAGCAGCAGCAGCAAAAAGCUCAUCUUGGUUUGGGUGGCCGAGCUGGAUCAGAGACUGACUCGGAGAGCAGGGAGUAUGGGGACCCAUCCUUGAUGCGGCUGAAGCCUGAUAAGACAGUAUUGAAGAAAUCAGGGAAGCCUGAGAAGGAGCGGUCUAAGGGUCUGUUGCGCUUGGGAGCGCCAAAAGGUUUGGGCGAGGAGUACAUUGGAGGGGCUGGCCGUGAUGCUGCUAUGGCACUCUCCGAGCUUUCUCGCCAAGAUAACGCCUAUGGCUAUGAUUCAGGAGUCAUGCGCAGAGGGAAGCCUCGCAGGAGUCAGCAAGGCCUUCAUUCCGAGGAGUUGGGAGAUGACAGGGAUUUGCGAAUGAUUCGUUCUCAUAGGCCAAUGCCGAAGCCAGGAAAGAAGGAAUUGGCUGCAAGCUAUGAUGGAAAUUUGUAUGGAAACAACUACCACGAGAACCAAAAUGGUUCUUCUUACUACUAUGGCAGGAAUGCCAAUGCUAAUCAGGGAGUUACCGUAGCAGCAGCAUAUGAUCGUCCAUAUUUUGAUACAGCAAAGAAUGCAAAGUACUCUGACAGAGAUUGGAUGUAUGGUGGACAAGGUAUGUCGAGUAAAGCUCUGAAAGGGGAUGAGAUGGAUUGGCCAGCUGGUAGCUAUGCCGGUAGCAUGAAUGACUGGCAGAGAGGGCAGUCUGCAGGCGAUUACAGGAGCAGAAAAACUCAAGCUGGUCAUGGUCUGAAGGUUAAGUCUUAUAAAAGUAUUGAGAAACAAAUUAGUGAUGCAAAUUUUGGGUCUGAUCAUAGAGGCAAGAUACCGGGGAAGAUCAAAGGUAAAUCCACUAGUCAGUAUGACAGAAUUGGCCAGAAGUACUCGAGGAGCAAUGCUGUCUACACUCAGAGUGAGGAGACAGAAUCCGAUUCAUCGGAAAAGUUUGAAGGUGGAGGGGACAUGGAUCUUAAAAGGCAGCCAGAACACCAUUCUGGGUCUCAUAGACCAGCAUAUAGUGCCAAAAAAUUGAACAAGCUUCCUAAAGCUUCCAAAGUAAAUUAUCCAACUGCUACUGAAGAUUUUGAACCCUACCAGAGUAAAGGGACUCACAGAGUAAAUGUUACAGAGUCUGAUUAUUUACGUGAUGUGCAUGUCACAGAGACAGAACAGAUUAGUGAAAUGAUGAGGCCUCCAGCAGCAAGGGGUGAAAGAAAGCGGAAAGUAAUGGCCAGUGUCGAUACACAUGAUCAUGGAAACACUGAGUUGCCUGACAGCAAUGAGAAUGCUGAUGAAUCACUCAGGUCACCAGAGAAUGGUGAGAGGCUAGCCAGUGGAUCAGGCUGUGUUGAUUCUAAUGGUGAUGUUGAAAAAAAGAAGAUGCCAUUGGCAAGUUGCAGCUCUGGAUCCAAAAAGCAGAAAAGAAGGGUUGAAGCUACAAGCCCGGCCGAACAUGGUGAGGACGCGCCAUCUGCUCCAAAGUUGGUGGAGAACAGCAGUAGCUCAAAGAAGAAAGGUAAAAAGAAGCCAGCUGCUCCAGAGGCUGUCACGGAUGCAGUUGUUGUAGAUGAACCAGCUCCUGUCUUGCCAGAAGUAAAUGUGGUAGUGGUAGAACCUGAGAAACCAAAGAAAAAAUAUGUACCAAUCACACCAACUAUCCACACUGGGUUUUCAUUCUCUAUUGUGCAUCUUCUAACUGCUGUAAGGAAGGCUAUGGCCACCCCUACUGAGGAUACUCUGUCGGCCAAGCAACCUGACGGGGAGGAGAGCAGAAAAUGCUUCAACAAUGAAGAACAUUGCAAAACGCCUCAAGAUCCAAGUGCAACAGAGCAAGCCCAACAGGGUCAUGAGGCUGUAGAUGCCAGUGGUCCAGAGAAAGCCCAACAAGGUCACGAGACUGCAGAUGCCAGUGCCGCAGAGCAGACCACGCCGAGCAAUUUGCCAGCGUUCACCGUUCAAGAGAUUGUUACUCGGAUUAGAUCAAAUCCCAGUGACCCUAAUAUACUUGAAACACAAGAGCCACUUCAGGAUUUAGUUCGAGGAGUAUUAAAGAUACUCUCAUCUAGAACAGCUCCACUAGGUGCAAAGGGAUGGAAAGCACUGGUUUCCUAUGACAAGUCAAACAAAAGCUGGCUUUGGGUUGGCCCACUGCCUUCUGGUUCUUCAGAUGGUGAUCCUAAUGAAGAAACUUCUCCUGAUGCAUGGGGUAUACCACACAAAAUGCUUGUGAAGUUGGUUGACGCAUUUGCUAACUGGCUGAAAAGUGGUCAGGAAACCCUUAAGCAGAUAGGAUCCCUUCCACCACCUCCGGCACCAGAUCCUGCAAACUUGGAUUUGAAGGAAAGGUUCAAGGACCUUAGAGCCCAGAAAAGUCUAAACACAAUUAGUCCAAGCUCGGAGGAAGCAAGAGCGUAUUUCCAGCGUGAAGAAUUUUUGAGGUACUCAAUUCCUGAUAGAGCCUUUUGCUAUACUGCUGCUGAUGGGGAGAAAUCUAUAGUUGCUCCCUUGAGAAGGGGAGGUGGCAAGCCUACAGCAAAAGCUAGGGGACACCCCAUGCUCUUACCUGAUCGCCCGCCUCAUGUCACUAUUCUCUGUCUUGUAAGAGAUGCUGCUGCCAGGUUGCCUGCAAGAACUGGAACAAGAGCUGAUGUGUGCACACUUCUCAAAGAUUCACAGUAUCUAAACCACGAAGAAUCUAAUAAAGAGGCUGCUGUUAACCAAGUUGUCAGCGGUGCUCUUGAUCGUCUGCAUUAUGAGCGCGAUCCUUGUGUACUGUAUGACAAUGACAAAAAAUUGUGGACCUACCUGCACAGGGGUAGAGAGGAGGAAGAUUUUGAGGAUGAUGGCACAUCGUCUACCAAAAAAUGGAAGAGACCAAGGAAAGAGUCGGAUCCUGCAGACCCUGGAAACGAUGAUUUAGAGGAUGAUGGUACCCCUACUGCAAGCGAUGCGAAAAAACAAAAGACAGAUUCUACAGCAUCAGGAGAAGAUAAGGAUAGUGAGGAUCCUGCAAUUCAGGACCCUUCUGCUGGUGAUUUGGAAGGCGAUCCUGACCCUGAUCAUUAGCUAAGGGUAUAAAGCAGCAUCCAGCGACCAGCUUUCAUGUUGCUGUAUUAAUCUAUGUGUUGACACCACCUUAUCAGUGUAUCAGGCCUCAAUUCCGACACAAUGUUUUGUAGUUGAAAUAGGUUUUUCAACCCGUGUUUGUACAUUCACCUCAUGAAACAAGCUUUCAUAGUUUUUCUUUCUCUAGUGGCAUGCAGAUGUGCUAUGAUUUUAAUUCAAAUGCUUGAUCAUAUCUGUGUCCACUCCAUUCUUGAAUACCAUAGUGGCAGACCCAUGCAUCAUGCAUGUGCUUCAUUUUCAACUGAAGUUCACUUAUGUACAUAAUUGGUCCACUUCAAUUGACACGAAAGAAGAUUGAAAUAUGAUCAUAUGUGCAUCGAUGACUAUUAUUAUUGUUUA